Paramecium sonneborni is the source of this 300-nucleotide messenger RNA. The record is from the annotation of a GenBank genome assembly. Lineage: Eukaryota; Ciliophora; Oligohymenophorea; Peniculida; Parameciidae.
AUGGUACUCUAGUAUUAUCUUUUUAAAAGAAAUAUUGCCUUUUUUAUAAAUUACACUUAAUUAAGAAUUGUUAAACUUUAAACAUUCGUUAAUAUCACUUUAAUCAAAGAAAAAUUUUUAUAAUUAAUUUUUAUGUUAGCCAGAAAUAAAUCAUUACAUCUAGCUUAAAGUAAUUCUGCUUUAAAUUCAUUUAAAAAUGAUCAAUUUGAUCAAGAAUUAUGGGGUAGAUUUAUUGAUAGUAAAGAAAUACUUUUUUAUUUUCUAAGUUUGUUAAAGAUUACUCACAACUAUUAAAAAUGA